Octodon degus (degu) is the source of this 968-nucleotide messenger RNA. RefSeq names its product HEN methyltransferase 1 (gene Henmt1). Gene Ontology annotation, biological process: siRNA processing; RNA methylation; piRNA processing. Gene Ontology annotation, cellular component: cytoplasm; nucleus. The record is from RefSeq and is a predicted model, not a curated record. The annotation marks the transcript as partial. Lineage: Eukaryota; Metazoa; Chordata; Mammalia; Rodentia; Octodontidae. Gene Ontology annotation, molecular function: O-methyltransferase activity; RNA methyltransferase activity. The transcript is spliced from 7 exons.
GGAUUUUUCUGAGGGGUAGCGCUGAGUUCUUUGUCUCAAGGAAACUUGAAAAUAAAAUGGAAAUGGAAAAAAUGAACGUGCAGUGCAAUAGUGUGGUCGAUAAUUUUGAAGAAGUUUGCCCAGGGAAGGUAAUUAAGUUUAAACCUCCAUUGUACAAACAACGAUACCAGUUUGUGAGAGAUUUAGUGGAUCAACACAAACCCAAGAAGGUUGCAGACCUGGGAUGUGGUGAUACUGAGCUCCUAAGGCUGCUAAAAAUCUACCCAUGCAUCCAACUGCUUGUUGGAGUAGACAUUGAUGAAGAAAAAUUACAAUCUAAUGGACAUCAUUUGUCUCCCUAUUUGGGGGAGUUCGUAAAACCCCGGAGUCUGGAUUUGACCGUUACCUUGUAUCACGGCUCUGUUGUGGAGAGAGACUCUCGCCUGCGUGGAUUUGACUUGAUAUCAUGCAUUGAGGUAAUAGAACAUUUGGAUUCAGAUAAUCUGGCCAGAUUUCCUGAAGUGCUAUUUGGGUACCUGUCUCCAGCCAUGGUUGUCAUCAGCACGCCGAAUUCUGAAUUCAACCCCCUGUUUCCCAUAGUGACCCUAAGAGAUGUAGACCAUAAAUUUGAGUGGAACAGAAUGGAAUUUCAGACCUGGGCUUUAGGAGUGGCAAAUCGCUACAAUUACUCUGUGGAGUUUACAGGAGUGGGCAAGCCACCCGCCGGUGCUGAGCACGUUGGAUUCUGCACCCAGAUAGGCGUGUUCCGGAAAAACAGCGAAGAGGCAGGGCUGCCCUGCAUUCCGGAGCAGCACCACCGGCACAUUUAUAAAGCUGUUUAUACGAUCACCUACCCAAGUUUACAGCAGGAAAGGGUGCUCAAGUUCGAACUGGUCGGGGAAGUAUUGUUACAAGUGGAGCGCUUGAGGCUGGGGCACCUGCGAAAGCUGCGAGAGCAGAAGAGGGAGUCGGGCACUGGGCCAAAGGAC